Cuscuta campestris is the source of this 2469-nucleotide messenger RNA. Lineage: Eukaryota; Viridiplantae; Streptophyta; Magnoliopsida; Solanales; Convolvulaceae. The record is from the annotation of a GenBank genome assembly.
UGAGAGCCGAACGCCAUACUACGCAACAACAACAAAGCCGCUGCUCUGCCACCGUGACGCCGCCAUAGUUGCCAAAAAACCCGCCACUGAGUUACUGCUGCUCAUCAAGCGUUGUUUUGUUGAUUUAUUUGUUUAUUACGUCAAAAUAAUUGAGUCUCAAUAGAAGUUGUUUAAGUAUAAUUAUUCAAUCUGAAGCUGAGCUCUGAACCUGUAUGCAAUUUUAGACAUCAGACGGUAGUAGUUCUGUACCGUCUAAAGGCCGGAGGGGAAAAGGAUACCCACCCACCCAACCAAACAAACAAAAUCCAGCUCCGCAUAGAUGACACUCUCAAAAUGGUGGAAUCCCAAACCCUCUGAUUCUUCAACGGUGUUGUUUCUUAAAGCAAGGGAAGUUACAGUGAUCGAGAAAGCUCAUCCUUUUUCCAGAUAAAGCAAAUGCUGAAGCUCUCACGGAACCUCUUUUUAUUUCACACUCUACUCCAACCAAAUCAAAUCGAUAUCUCUGUUCUCUCUUUCUCUUUCUGUGUCUCUGUGUGUUUGUAAUCUGAUUGAUUGAUUGAUUUCACCUGAAUCUUUAUAGGGCGGUCCGGAAAUGUCCGACGGGCUGCCCAAGCUCCGGCAGCACCCGCGCCCGCCGCCGCCUCAUCGCCGCCGGUCGUGGUGUUGCUCUUUCGCGGUGCCGCCUCACAGCCCGGAUAACCUCAUUUCCGCUGCUCGCUCCGCCUCCAACAAGGCCCCGUCUGCUCAGAAGAACGCGCUGAGCUUCGUUUCCUUCCCAAACUCGCCUCCUUCUCAGAGCAGCUCCAAGACCAACGGCGUCGCCAACCGGAUCGUGCCGCGCAGGAUCCGCUCCCCGGGUCGGGUCUCGCCUAUAGAUUCUCUGGACGAAAAUCCGGCUCCCAAUCCUACCCUCCACCCGUACUCCCCCUCACCCUCCUCUCUCCAGAUUGCUAAAUCCCCUCUACGUCGCCUGGAGUGUGAGGUGUGGUGUUCAUCCUUGAGGGAGGAUGAGGAUUUGGGGAUCUUCGACGCAAGGCUGAGUCUGAAAGGGCAGAAUGGGGCCAGAUGUGUGCUGGAGCUGAAUUCGGAGGUUCUUGUUGCCAACAGCUCUGUUUUUGCAGAUUUGGUGGCGGAUUACCGGAGAAAAUCGAAGGGUUUGUGUAGGCUAGAGGUCCUCAAUGUGGAUAAUUUGGGCAUUUUUCGGGAGACGGUUGAGCUCAUGUUUGAGGAAGAUAUCCCCAAAAGACUCUUAAAGGCCGGGGUUUAUCACACCAUUGAUAUGCUGGAGGUAUCAGCAGGCCUGAAGUUUGCAAGGGGCGUUCAGUCAUGCCUAGAGUACAUUGAGGCCAUGCCAUGGAAUGAAGAAGAAGAGGGGAAACUUAGGAGCUUGUUUAGUAAACUCAAGUUUGAGGGUGAAACAGCUGGAGACAUUAUGGCCAGACUCUACGUGCAAGACUCACCGGAGUGUGAGCAAAAGCUGGCCAGGAGUCUUGUUUUGUCGGUGACCAGCUGUAGUGAUGUGAAUGCCAGAAACGAGCUGAAACCUUUAGUAAAAGAUUUAUUGUGCAAAAGCUCAGUCCAUGAGAAGGAACGUCCUCAACUGAACAGAGAAGAUAUAUUUGGUGUUUGCAGGUCUUGCCUGGGUUCCCUGGUCACUCUUCUCGAGGAGGCUACUAGCACUGGCCCAUCUCGGAAGGAUAGGCCAGUAAUUGGGAGAAUUUCAAACCAGGUGGACAACAUGAAUUGGCUGCUUGAUAUUUUGCUUGAUCAUCACAUGGCAGAGGACUUGGUCGACAUGUGGACCCACCAAGUGAGAUUGCUCCACUUGCACAAGUGUGCAUCGCCGAUGAUUAGGUACGAGCUCAGCCGGGUUUCGGCUAAGUUGUUUGUUGCGAUUGGCACCAGAAAGAUGCACUGUCGGCCGGAAGCAAGGGUGGGGCUAAUGCAGGCGUGGUUCAGACCGAUGCUGUUGGACUUUGGGUGGUUGCAAAGGUGUAAAAAGGGACUGGACAUGAAGGAGGUGGAGGAAGCCAUGGGACAAUCACUUCUGACACUUCCUUUGAAGGAGCAGUACGCGAUGUUCAUGGAAUGGUUCCAAUGUUUCUCCAAGAAUGGAACCGAAUGCCCUAACCUUAGUAAGGCAUUCCAGAUUUGGUGGAGGAGGUCGUUCCUCAAUGGCUCUGAAUCUCGCGGUGUUGAGUGUAGGUAAUCAAGAAUACACACUCUUUUUUGUUGUUGUUUGGGUAUUAGUGUUGAAAAUCAGUAACUUAGUAUGGCCCUUCUGAAUUCAUUGUUUUAGUGAGUGAACACAUUCUGAUUAUUGAGAAGGGGAGAUUCAUACUUGCUCACCCGGUCUUGAAUUGGAUUUUCGUUUUCUCAUGCUUAAGGAUUUCUCUUUUCUCAUUCACUACCUUAGUUCUAUUACUGUAUAUGUAUGUAUUUCCUAUCAAAUAACUUGGCUACCUGACU